AUGGCGCAGAGAGAGGACGAGCUACUUUCGUUAGACGAAGCAACCAGUUCGGUCGAUGCCCUGGUUUCCGAUGAACCACAAGGACUCUAUGCUGGAUCAGGGUUCGGCUUUGAUAUGGGAAUGACGCGAUCUGUACCUCCUGGAUUUGCCAUCCUCCCAGAAAUGGUAAAUUCUCCUAUAUCAGCGAUGGCAUCUCCGGCGUUGAGCCUACAUCGCCAAGCUGAAGCCGUAUCUACAUUGUUCAAGGCACCUCCUCCACCUGGUCUGGAGAAUGGUACUGUUACGCCAGUGCAGACUCCACGAAAAGUGAUUGCUCCUGGUUUGGAGGCGACGAAAAAUAGCAGGCCGUCUACGUCUGAAGCUAGGGUAUUAAAGCACAUGCCAUCGCAGCCUCAGUUUGAACAGCAGUCAGUAUCCUCACCCCCAGGAGAUGAGGACUUCCCUGCCUUGGGGUCGUCGCAGUCCAUCAAGGCUCGAACUCAGUCCCCUGCUAGUCCAGUCGUUCCAACCCCCAAACCCACCCCAGCGGCAAAGAAGAGGGCCAACAGAAUUGUUGACAAGGCUGCUAGCAGUCAUGAUCAACCUGCCUCCACGGUGUCGGACUCGAUCAAGAAGAGACCCUCCACUAUCAGUAUCCAGCCGCCGUCGGAUAAAUCCGUCCCAAGCCAUGAUUUUCAAGGCACGGAUAAGCCGGUUGAAGACUCACCGACCUUUCCUCCUUUACCAACGGCCACAGCUAGCUUUCCCUCGCCAGUCCAUCGAAGCGGACCCCGAACACUGCGACUUAUGCCGACUCCCAGGGCUCCAGAGUCUCCUGCACUGCCCUCCCCCGUACAGUCGGUGGCUUCCAAGGCUGUCUCUAUCUCGCAUAGACCAGACACCCCAGGAAGCGAGAUGAUUAGUGACACAGCUUCCAUAGUGUCUGCCUCCAUAUCAGCAUCCCGCGCAGGAUCGCCUCCGCCAAGCAAAGUUGGUUCUGCCGCCGUGCGAACUACUACAAAAAGCCAGCAACGCAAGCAGCGUAAGGAGGCUCUCAAGCAGGAGACGAAGAUUAUAGCCGAGGCAUCAAAGCCAGAGCCUGAGGAGCAUGCACCAGUCAUUGGCCGCAAGAAGAAACAAAAGAAAGAGAGGCCCGCCAAAGCGGUAGUUGCUCGAGAAAAACCCGAUCCUCCGACAACUUCAGCCUCUGAGCCUUCGAAGACCGAGCCAGAGAUGCCUGUACAGCAUGAAUCUGUGAAUGAUAAGGUUGUUGAAGAGACGGAUUUUAAAAGUAGGACGAUACAGAAAAGAGCAGCUAAGAAUAAAGACAAGGAAAUGGACAUGGAAAAGGGACAAGCAAAGUCACCUCCUACGCCAGCAUCAUCACCAACAGUGCCGUCAAAACUGGCGGAGCUUGGCAACUCGGUGCCCGCCGAGCCGAUUGAGUCAUCAGACCCGGCUGACAGACAGCAGUUUGGACCAGCCUCUGUGCUUCAAGAGAUCAAGAGCUCACUCUUGACUUCGGCUCUGGACAAGCUGCUGCUGCUCAGACUGGUCAGCAGCAGCUCGCUACGUGCUGAUCUUAGUCAGGCUGCUAAUGGCGCGAGCAAGUCAGUAUACUGCAAGGACUAUGCCUGCAAAUGUGGCGAGAUCCAGGACGAUGACCUCACAGCCCUUCGAGCAGGUAAGCCGGUUCGUAAACAAUUCCAUGUUGAUGGCAGCAGAAUGCUCAUCACACCCAAUGGGGAUUGCAUCCGCGGCUUGACACCCGAGCAAGAAGAUGCCUUCCUCGACCUGCAAGCCGCCAUCGCCAGUACGGCUGAUAAUCCAGGUGCCUUUGUGGCCCCGAGACAUCAGCCAGGUAGCGGAGCUUUUUCUCUCAUCAAGGGGCGCGCAGUUCCAAAUGGCCGUCCCAACAUCUUUCCCACCACAGCACAGCCCCAGUUCCAGGAUCCCAUUGGCAAACUACAGCGAGAAGAUGCCCUCAGCUACAUUAAUCAGUAUGUCCUGCCGCGCCUUAACUUGGAUGCUGCAAACAUGGGAUUCCCUAAGGGAGCAUCUCCACUUCGUGAUGCCGCGGCAGCUAGUCUUAACGCGCUGGCUCCCUACUUUUAUGGCCCAGAUGCGGCUGCUGGCGUGGGUAUUUAUAGUGCCCCUGACGGCGCGCGCGCCAUGCAGGACUUUUCCUCGUCCGGCGGCGCACCGGCUGCUGAUGCUAGCAAAAUCGGUCCUGCCAAUGGCCUUGGUGGUAUUUCUCUGAUGAGUGUCGAGGAUGCAGAGGUCCGUUUGGCAGCUUCUCGAAAGGAGACGGAGAAGUUGGAAAGGGGUCUGAAUGCUGUGAUUAAGCGGAACAGAAGACUUCUCAUUGGUGGUGGUAACUGA
This is a messenger RNA of Metarhizium brunneum ARSEF 3297, 2361 nucleotides long. The record is from RefSeq and is a predicted model, not a curated record. NCBI's taxonomy places the organism in Eukaryota, Fungi, Ascomycota, Sordariomycetes, Hypocreales, Clavicipitaceae.